Misgurnus anguillicaudatus (oriental weatherfish) is the source of this 1898-nucleotide messenger RNA. RefSeq names its product IK cytokine (gene ik). The record is from RefSeq and is a predicted model, not a curated record. Lineage: Eukaryota; Metazoa; Chordata; Actinopteri; Cypriniformes; Cobitidae.
CAGUAGGUGGCGGAAUAAACCUGAAAGCAGGUUUGGCAACCGACAUAAAACAUCAGAAGAAGAAGAAGUGACGUCAUCCGGAAGAAGGCUCUUCUGCGUAGGCUCAGGUUUUCUUUACGAGGAAUUGUUUUAAUCUCGCCAUGCCUGAACGUGAAUCUGAGGUGUACUCAAAUCCUCUGGCUCCAGACGGCCAUGAGGUAGACGAUCAUCGGUCAGCACUACAAUCCAAGCUGACCAAUGAUGACUUCAGGAAGCUUCUGAUGACCCCCAGAGCCACCCCGUCUUCAGCUCCACCCUCUAAAUCACGACACCAUGAGAUGCCACGAGAAUAUAAUGAGGACGAGGAUCCAGCAGCUCGCAGACGGAAAAAGAAGAGUUACUACGCUAAACUGCGGCAACAGGAGAUGGAGAGAGAGCGAGAGCUGGCGGAGAAGUAUCGUGACCGUGCUCGAGAGAGACGUGAUGGUGUUAAUAAAGACUACGAGGAGACCGAGCUCAUCAGCACCACAGCAAAUUACAGAGCUGUGGGUCCAACUGCAGAAGCGGACAAAUCAGCUGCGGAAAAGAGACGGCAGUUGAUCCAGGAGUCUAAGUUCUUGGGUGGUGAUAUGGAGCACACUCACUUGGUGAAGGGUUUGGAUUUUGCCCUGCUGCAGAAGGUCAGAGCUGAAAUUACUAGUAAGGAGAGAGAAGAAGAAGAUAUAAUUGAAAAAGUGCAGAAAGAAGUCAAGAAAGACGAAGAUCCUGAGCAGAAAAUUGAAUUCAAGACUCGUCUGGGAAGAAACAUCUAUCGUAUCCUGUUUAAAGGCCGUCAGAUGGAGCGUAAUGAGCUCUUCCUGCCAGGUCGAAUGGCAUACGUGGUGGAUCUGGAAGAUGAGUAUGCGGACACUGAUAUCCCAACCACCCUUAUCCGCAGCAAAGCUGACUGCCCCACCAUGGAGGCUCAGACGACUCUCACCACCAAUGACAUUGUCAUUAGCAAACUGACACAGAUCCUGUCGUACCUGAGGCAGGGAACACGCAACAAGAAACUCAAGAAGAAAGAAAAAGGCCGCUUGGAGGAGAAGAAAGCGCCAGAGGCCGACUUAAACAUAUUCGAUGACAUUGGCGAUUACACCCCCUCAACCUCCAAAAGCAGCCGAGACAAAGAGAAAGAUCGCUACCGUGAGAGAGAGAGGGACAGAGAUCGUGAGAGAGAGAGGGAAAGGGAUCGGGAAAGAGAAAAUAGACGUCACACUUAUUUUGAAAAACCACGAGCUGAAGAGGAGGCCAUGGACAUUGAUAAAGGUCCAAGCUCUGUUAAGGACCAGAUCAAGCUAAUCAAUGAAAAGUUUGCAGAAGCAGCUCAGUGGCCGGGACAGGAAAUUGGAAGCAGACGUGAAGAGAAGAAACAUUUGGGAGAUUUCUUUGGGAUGUCAAACAGUUAUGCUGAAUGCUACCCUGCCACAAUGGAUGAUCUUGCCGUAGACAGUGAUGAAGAAGUGGACUACAGCAAGAUGGACCAAGGUAAUAAGAAGGGUCCACUGGGCCGCUGGGACUUUGACACUCAAGAGGAGUACAGUGACUACAUGAACAACAAAGAGGCAUUGCCAAAAGCUGCCUUCCAGUAUGGCAUCAAAAUGUCUGAGGGCCGAAAGACUCGUCGUUUUAAAGAGACCAAUGAGAAGGCUGAGUUAGAUCGACAGUGGAAGAAAAUCAGUGCGAUCAUUGAAAAGAGAAAGAAGAUGGAGGCAGAUGGGGUGGAUGUGAAACGGCCAAAAUAUUAAACAACUUCAACAAAACAAAGACGCAUGCAAAGAGAAAUGAAACGCAUUUAAACAUUAAAAAAGUGUGUGGUCUUUCUGAGAAAAGAUUUGAUUUGAAUUACUUUAUUAAACAAAUAAAUGGGUGAAAAUGUG